Drosophila persimilis is the source of this 1269-nucleotide messenger RNA. It is a transcript of the gene Mics1, whose product is annotated as growth hormone-inducible transmembrane protein. The record is from RefSeq and is a predicted model, not a curated record. Bases 27 to 1127 code for a protein of 366 amino acids. Gene Ontology annotation, cellular component: mitochondrial inner membrane. The transcript has a single exon. Lineage: Eukaryota; Metazoa; Arthropoda; Insecta; Diptera; Drosophilidae.
CAAAAAUUAGUUGAUAAUCUAGAAAAAUGCUGUUGGCUCGCUUAAAUCACGUCCUGCCAGGACGUUCGUUGUGUCUCUUGGGGCAGGUCACCAGUCAGCGACUAUGGCAAUCGACCAAGGCCAUGCCGCUGCUGAAGAAGAACCCCCUGACAUGGCCAUCAAUGGGCCAGGGCAAGUCCUUGAUACCAAAGAAGGAUCUACAGAAUAUGCUGCGUCGGGACUAUUCACGUGAGUCCAACCGUAACCGUUCGCAUCUGGAGAGCCGUACGCGUGGACCCUCGCUCAAGGAUCGGAUGAUGGGACCGCCCAGCGAGAAUGCCUACUCCAUGGGCAAGGGUGCGGCAGCAGGAGCUGCCCUCAUGGGUCUCGUGGGACUCUGCUACUACGGACUGGGCCUGUCCAAGCAAACCAGUGUCUACGAUCAAUCGUUGCUGUGGCCGCAGUAUGUGAGGGAUCGCAUUCAUGCCACCUAUGCCUACUUUGGGGCAUCCUGUGGCAUUACAGCUGCUGCAGCGGCUGCCUUUUUCCAGUCCGAGACCGCCAUGAGCCUGAUGACUCGCUCCGGUAUAGUUGCCGGGCUCAUAACCCUGGGCCUGGUGAUGGGCACUGGGGUCAUGGCCCAGUCAAUCGAAUACAAAGAAGGAUUCGGGGCCAAGCAGCUGGCCUGGCUGGCACACUGCACCGUUCUGGGAGCCGUGCUGGCGCCCAUGUGCUUCCUGGGAGGUCCGAUUCUGACCAGGGCCAUGCUCUACACGGGCGGCAUUGUGGGCGCCCUCUCCACGGUGGCCGCCUGCGCCCCAAGCGAUAAAUUUCUCUACAUGGGCGGUCCAUUGGCCAUUGGAUUGGGCGUUGUCUUUGCCUCAUCUCUGGCUGGUAUGUGGCUGCCCCCCACAACGGCCUUGGGAGCUGGCCUCGCAAGUAUGUCAGUCUACGGUGGAUUGAUCUUGUUCAGCGGAUUCCUGCUCUACGACACGCAGCGGAUUGUGCGCGUGGCCGAGUUGCAUCCACAGCAUGGCAUUCCCAAAUUCGAUCCCAUUAAUAUGGCUCUGGCCAUAUAUAUGGAUGCCCUGAAUAUCUUCAUACGCAUUGCCAUGAUUCUUGCCAGCGAUAAUCAGCGCAAGAAGUAGACGAAAUCAAACAAUCGGUAUUGGGUGUAGGUUUAAGAAAAUCAUACAAACAUUAAUUGGAAAGGGGGAGGAAUCAAAAUUGAAACACAGUGCAUUGUCAAACUAAUGAAUAAGAAAGAAAUAAAUCACAAUAGAAGUCCGU